GAGUUUUUAAACUUAUGGCUACCAGAUGGCACUUUCCUGAAAAAUGUCGGGUAUAGUGAGAAGUGUUUGUAUUAAGUGCACUGAACAGCUGUUGAAAUCCACUACAGUCUCAAACUUCUCUUAUCAGUGGACCUCCUUGUUUAGUCCAUUGCAUCGUAGGUUAUCUGCUGAAACACAGUUAAUAACAGAUCCUGUAGAAAAACAUGAAGGAGUACAGCAACCAGUUGUGAUUGAUCCCUUGAAACAUCCAGAUUUUUUUGAAGUUCACAAGUUGUUUACUGUUAAAGAUUUAUUUGAUGCAAGAGUUCACCUAGGGCACAAAGAGGGAACACUUGAUGAAAACAUGAAACCAUUUAUUUUUGGUUCUCGUCUGGGUAACUUAGUCAUCGACUUGGACCAGACAGCAUUCUAUCUACGACAAGCUCUGAACUUCAUUGCCCAUAUUGCGUAUUGUGAUGGGAUCAUUUUAUUUGUUACCCGCCACAGACAGACUUCACAGUUUGUUGAAAAAACAGCCAAAGAAUGUGGAGAAUUUGCACACACCAGAUACUGGAGAGGAGGAAUCUUUACAAAUGCCAACAUGCAGUUUGGCACUAUCACUCGUUUACCUGACCUUGUGAUUUUUCUGAACACUUUAAACAAUGUUUUUGAGCCACAUGUAGCAGUGAGGGAUUCUGCUAAGAUGCUCAUCCCGACAGUGGGGAUUGUUGACACCAACUGCAAUCCUAACCUGAUAACUUAUCCAGUACCAGGAAAUGAUGAUACACCUUGUGCUGUUGAACUUUAUUGUAAACUCUUUAAACAAGCCAUAUUAAAAGGGAAAUCGAAACGGAAAGUAAUGGAACAAGAAGAGUAAUCAUAAGAUCCCGUAAUAAGUUGUAAGAUUGAUGUAAAAUAGGUAAUAAUAGGAGAACUUGCUUACCUUUAAUUAAAUAAAAUAUACCACAAAUCAUAAACAUACCUCAUAAAAAACAUGUCCCAUAUAUGAGAGUAUUUUAUGUAAGAGUUAAACAUUCAGUUUCUUUACCUGGAUUCUAUGACUUAAUAAGACAUAAUUUACAGUGACAAUAAAUCUGAGUUUGAACAGUGUAGUAUGUAUGUGUAAGAAAAUGCAUAUAUUUACAGCUAACAUUUAUUUUAUGACCAGAAAAUAAGUUUGAAAUCACAUUUUUUGAUGUAUGUACUAAUGAUAUUUACAUGAAAAAGUAAAUGUGUUUGCAGUGUCAAUGUAGACACUUGUACAGGUAUAAUAUAAUUCUCUAUUUAGCCAUAGUGUGA
Limulus polyphemus (Atlantic horseshoe crab) is the source of this 1278-nucleotide messenger RNA. RefSeq names its product 28S ribosomal protein S2, mitochondrial-like (gene mRpS2). Gene Ontology annotation, molecular function: structural constituent of ribosome. The record is from RefSeq and is a predicted model, not a curated record. Gene Ontology annotation, biological process: translation. The transcript has 4 exons. Lineage: Eukaryota; Metazoa; Arthropoda; Merostomata; Xiphosura; Limulidae. The coding region runs from base 44 to 856 and encodes 270 amino acids. Gene Ontology annotation, cellular component: mitochondrial small ribosomal subunit; ribosome.